This is a messenger RNA of Canis lupus familiaris (dog), 2048 nucleotides long. It is a transcript of the gene GGT6, whose product is annotated as gamma-glutamyltransferase 6. Gene Ontology annotation, cellular component: extracellular exosome. The transcript has 5 exons. The coding region runs from base 146 to 1657 and encodes 503 amino acids. The record is from RefSeq and is a predicted model, not a curated record. Lineage: Eukaryota; Metazoa; Chordata; Mammalia; Carnivora; Canidae.
CCCUCGUGUGUUUGCAUCGGUGUCGGCUCCUUGGCGGUUUCUCGGAUUCGCCAUCUUGGGCACAAGAGAGCACACAGGCGGGGUGGCCUUGACCGGCCACGGGAGGCGGGGACACGUCUGGGAGUCAGGAUGUGAGGCCGGCAAGAUGGCGGUGCGCCGGGAUCACGGGGGACAGGUCAGCACAGGGCCUGUGCUCUACCAAAAGCUGGCGCUCUGGGAUCCAAGCCUGGGAUCUGAGGAGGAGGAGGAGACAGAGACGUUGGAGCUGGUCAUUCCCAAUUCCUGGAGCCCCCAGGACUCCUUGAGGAGAAAGGUUGACAGGCUGCCCGGGGCCUGGGCUCGCCUAGUCGCUGCUCUGCUGCUGCUGGCCGUUGGCCUCUCGCUGGCCGCCAGGCAACUCCAUGCCAGGGGCGACCCCACAGGAAGUCCGGGCUCAGGAGCAGCCCCGCCCAGUGGGCACUCCCACACCCCUGGCGUGUAUCACCGCGGUGCCACCAUCAGCCCUGCAGCCAUGUGCUCCCACCUGGGCCGAGAGCUGCUUGCCGCCGGCGGCAACGUGGUGGACGCCGGAGUGGGAGCAGCUCUGUGUCUGGCAGUGGUGCACCCUCACGCCACGGGGCUAGGUGCCACGUUCUGGGGUCUCUUCCAUAACGGCACCUCGGGCAGAUCGACCGCCCUGACGUCGGGCCCAGCCCGGACCCUGGCCCCGGGCCUGGGGCUGCCGUCUGCUCUGCAGACUCUGCGCUUGCUGCACACGCACUUCGGCCGCCUGCCCUGGCCACGGCUGCUGACUGGCCCCAGCACGCUGGCUCAGGAGGGCUUCCUGGUAGACACGGCCCUGGCUGGGGCUCUGGCUGCGCAGGGCACAGAGGGUCUCUGUCCACUGCUAUGCCACAGUGACGGGACGCCCCUGGGCCCUGGGGCCCGAGCCACCAACCCAAGCCUGGCGGCUGUGCUACACAGGGCAGCACUGGCCCCCACCCCAGACCUCGCCGGGGAGGCCCUACUGAGGCCACUACUCAGAGACCUGGGGCUGCAGGCACCCUCCGUGGGGCCCACACCCUCCCUGGAGCCGGCACUGCAGCUGGCUGUGCCCCAGGGUGUCCUGUCCACCACCCGCAGCCCCUCUGCUGGCCCAGAGCUGCUGGCCAUGUUGCAGGCAGCCCUGCAUUCUGGAAGGCCCCCUCCCGACCUCUGUCUACCACUCCCACAAACUCCUGUGACCCCUGUGGGCAGUGUCCUGGCCACCAUAGACAGCAGUGGCUCCGUGCUCCUUCUAAUCUCCUCACUCAACAGCUCCUUUGGCUCUGGACACCUGUCCCCAAGCACUGGGGUUCUACUUAGUGAUCUGGUGGCUGCACCUGCCGCUAGUGCCUGGGCCUGUCCCCUCGUCCUUCACAGCAGCUUGGAUGACACAGAUGCUGAUGUGCUGGGGCUGGUGGCUUCAGGAGCCCCUGAUGUGGCCAGGGUCACAACUCGUGCCCUGCUUGGUCACCUGGCUGGGCCCCAAAACCAGGCCCAGCACUGGCAGCACCAGGGACCGACACAGAACACUAGCAUUUGCGGCCAAGGGAUCCUGCUCCAGGUGGCCGCUCAUGCAGAGCACGCCCACGUCUCCAGCAUCCCCAGUGGCUGCUGCACCUUCCAGGGCUUCUAAGGAGGCAGUGUGUAGCAGUGAGGGUGGGGUGGGGGUUCUCAGGCCUGCAGGCAGGGGCAGAGCAGGCCCGGCAGGGAUGACCUGCAUGCAGAGUGUGCACAAAUUAUGUGCUCACAGCCUCUGACCUGGUCACCAAUCUGGACUCCAGAUCUGAGUCUUUUUUCGCUUAAGGAUACUGAGGGUAAUGGGUAAGAGCACCAGGCCGCAGCACCAGCCCUGAGUUCAGAUCCAGCUCUGAGAAGGACAGGUAGAAGGGUGCCAAGCUCAUGCCUUGGCCACAGGCCCCAUGGGAGGGGCAGGCAGACCUCUCUGGCCUCCUCUUCAGGACACCCACCCUCUGCUGACCUCUGUCAGCUGAUCUGGAAACAAAAUAAAUAUCAAAUCUCCUGGA